ACAUACAGUGGGCCAAAUCUCAGUGUCUCUCUCUUUCCCUCCUUUGGAAGGCUGUUUGGCAUCUGUCACACUGAUCUGGAACAUUAGCUACCAGCUAAAUACAUACUGGAUAACUUGUUCUGUUAUACAACCUGAGUAAGAACUGCCUGCCAGGAAUACUGGGAUAAGAAAAGGAAGAAUCUAAAAGGUGCACAUGAUUCACUGGGCCAAGGAAAACAUCAGCACAGGACAGGAACCAGGACUUUGGAGGCCUGUGACGAGUGGAGGAAUAGCAGCGUCACACAGAAUGACAACACAUUGAUUUACCUGAGCUAGACAGUCAGGAAGACACAGAGGAAUUAAGUGAUUGUGCUGAAAUAGUGGGUAAUUUUGGAACAGAGUGGUGAACUGAAGAGGAAGAUCGUGUAGCAGCCUGUUCUGGUUCCUUUGCUCAUAUAAAUCAGACUUUUGUUUGGGCCUAGUGUGGCCUCCUGAAGCAGUGACCAGAACCAUGAAGCUGUCAGGGAACGUGCUGGAUCUGGACUCCACAGACUACAGCACCACCCUUGAUCCUUCCUACACCAUGCUGGAGUUUGACAACCUCAGGGUGUUUCCUGUAGAGACAGAGUUGAUGAUGCCGGAGCCUGCCCCUCUGCUGCCACAGACCAAUGGGAGCGUGUGUUCCAUAUGUGCAGACAGGGCCACAGGUAAACACUACGGUGCUUCCAGCUGUGACGGCUGCAAGGGCUUCUUCAGGAGGAGCGUCAGGAAGAACCACGCCUACACCUGCAGGUUCAGCAGGCAAUGUGUUGUGGACAAAGACAAGAGGAACCAAUGCCGAUACUGCAGGCUUCGGAAAUGUUUCAGAGCAGGCAUGAGAAAGGAAGCCGUGCAGAACGAGCGGGACCGCAUCAGCAGCCGCAGAGGAGAGGGACAGGGGCUGGGCACUCUGUCCAUCAGCGUACUGUUACAGGCAGAGGCCAGCAUGCAUCAGUUUCCAGCCCUGACCUCCCCUAUGAGCUGUGACAUCAACACCAAGAAGAUAGCGCUCGUGGGGGACGUGUGUGAGUCCAUGAAGCAGCAGCUCCUCCUGCUGGUGCAGUGGGCCAAGCGCAUCCCCGAGUUCUGCAGCCUCCCCGUUGACGACAGGGUAUCCCUGUUACGAGCCCACUCUGCUGAACACCUCAUCCUAGGGGUGGCUCAACGCUCCCUGCCUUACAAUGACAUUAUCCUUCUGGGUAAUUACUUUGUGAUCCCAGUGAGCGGUCCUGAGGUGGAGGUGUCCAGGGUGGCUGCCCGGAUCCUGGAGGAGCUGGUCAAGCCUCUGAGAGAGCUGGACAUCACCAACAGCGAGUUUGCCUGCCUUAAAACCAUAGUCUUCUUCAGUCCUGACUGCCCAGGGCUGGAGGCCCCUCAGACAGUGCGGCAGCUGCGUUUCCAGGCCCAGGUGCUGCUGGACGAGGCCACCUGUGAGCAGCGGGGGCGUUUUGGGGAGCUGCUGCUGAUUCUGCCCCCCCUGCAGAGUGUGGCCUGGCAGAUGGUGGAGACCCUGCAGCUGGCCAGGCUCCUGGGGGAGCCCAGUGUGGACAGCCUGCUGCAGGAGAUGCUGCUGGGAGAGGGGGCCACUGGGGGCCUGGGACAACACACAGGGCACGGUUCUAACUCAAACGUAAUGAUGUUCCCCCAACCCCAAGAUCACACCCUGUCUCGGGACCUACUAGGAGGCCAUGUCGGGUUGCCAAGCAACUUCACAUCAGUCAUCCUACCUGUCCCUAGCUCUCUGCCAGUGGUGCCUCUGGUGCCCACACAGACUGGCACUGAGGUGUACAGACAUGGAGAGGGAGCAGACAUGCCCAUAGAGUCUGCCCACGGCAUGCCCAUGGCUCCUGUCCACACCUGCCUCUGAGAAGCAGACCAAGCAGCAGCAGCUACUCAACCAGAGAGGAGAAAAAAAGCUCUGUGGUCUAAACAUGCUGGCACACACACAUACACACACACACACACACACACACACACACACACACACACACACACACACACACACAUACAUACAUACAUACAUACAUAUCCAAUCUAGCCCACGGUUGGUUUGAGUAAAAUGUUUUUUUUUUGGAGGGGAAAAAUGAUAAUGGACCUGCAGUUUCUUGACUGUGUCCAGCUCCCUGAUAACCACAGCGAGGAAAUACAACACAUUUUCAUUGCAGCCCUUGGAACCUCAUUGAAGACCGAAUGUGGCCCCUGGGGCAAAAUGAGUUUGCCACCCCUGACCUGGUGUUGGUGCAUCCAGGCCGUGCUACUAUAUGAUUACAACAUGAAGUAGGGGCUGUUACAUGGACACUAGUAACCCAAAAAUGGACUCUGACUCAACCAGCCAGUCCUCUCCCUUAUCCACCUUUGCACAAUGCACAUUACACACAGGGAAUAUGAUGCACACAAUUAAUAAUUGAUCAGGAAUUGUUCUUUAUGUUAACCAUUCACUGACAAUUAAAAUCAUCAAAUCAAUAAAGACCACA
Oncorhynchus tshawytscha (Chinook salmon) is the source of this 2492-nucleotide messenger RNA. RefSeq names its product hepatic nuclear factor 4, beta (gene hnf4b). NCBI's taxonomy places the organism in Eukaryota, Metazoa, Chordata, Actinopteri, Salmoniformes, Salmonidae. Gene Ontology annotation, molecular function: zinc ion binding; RNA polymerase II cis-regulatory region sequence-specific DNA binding; nuclear receptor activity. The record is from RefSeq and is a predicted model, not a curated record. Gene Ontology annotation, biological process: positive regulation of transcription by RNA polymerase II; anatomical structure development; cell differentiation. The transcript is spliced from 10 exons. Bases 491 to 1885 code for a protein of 464 amino acids.